Molecule: messenger RNA, 1229 nt
Organism: Manis javanica (Malayan pangolin)
Lineage: Eukaryota; Metazoa; Chordata; Mammalia; Pholidota; Manidae
Source: RefSeq, a predicted model, not a curated record
GGGCUGGAGAAUAGUGGUUGCGCCUGCGCGGAAGGCUGCAGCAGGGCGUGAGAGGAGGGUGUCGCAGGCGCGGGCACUGGGCCGGAGACCUGAGAUCGCGGAGUGGCCCGGAGGCCAGGACGGCUUCAGACGCCUCGUCUAGGUUUUCUAUCAGAUGUUCCACCAUAAUAAUGCUGGAGUUGAGAAGUCUCCAUUCUUUUGCUCCAAACCAGAAGAUUUUGUUCCCAGUAUACAGAGGAGGAGUAAUGUUGGACAGAAACUGGCUGGUGUUUAAAACUGAAGAAUGUCAUGACUGUUUUACCUGAGGUCUUUGCUGAGAUUAAGAUAAAUUGCCUUGGAAAUACUAAAUUGGAACUUCUAAAUUAGGGUAUAAGAGAAUAAUUGUUUCAUUACAUCUAUCAUUGGAUUGUUCUAUAUGUUAAUUCUGAGUACUCAAAUAAUCAUCCUCACAGGAACUCAAUACUGGUAAUGCAAAUCUGUUUCUGGAACCAUGAAAAUUUUGCUGGUUUUUGACUUCGACAAUACAAUCAUAGAUGACAAUAGUGACACCUGGAUAAUACAAUGUGCACCAGAGAAAAAGCUUCCUAUUGAACUACAAGAGUCUUAUGAAAAGGGAUUUUGGACAGAAUUUAUGGGCAGAGUCUUUAAGUAUUUGGGAGACAAAGGUGUAAGGGAAGAUGAAAUGAAAAGAGCAAUGACAUCCAUGCCUUUCACUCCAGGAAUGGUGGAACUUUUACACUUUAUACAAAUGAAAAAAGAUAAAUUUGACUGCAUCAUUAUUUCGGAUUCAAAUUCAGUCUUCAUUGAUUGGGUUUUGGAAGCUACCAAUUUCCAUGAUGUAUUCGAUAAAGUGUUUACAAAUCCAGCAGCUUUUGAUAGCAAUGGGCAUCUCACUGUGGAAAAUUACCAUGCUCAUUCUUGUAAUAGGUGCCCCCAAAAUCUUUGCAAGAAUGUAGUUUUGGUAGAAUUUAUAGAUAAACAGUUACAGCAGGGAGUGAAUUAUACCCAAAUUGUUUAUAUAGGUGAUGGUGGAAAUGAUGUCUGCCCAGUAACCUUUUUAAAGAAGAAUGAUGUUGCCAUGCCACGGAAAGGAUACACUUUACAGAAAACUCUUUCCAGAAUGUCUCAAAAUCUUGAGCCUAUGGAAUCUUCUGUUGUAGUUUGGUCUUCAGGUGUUGAAAUAAUUUCUCAUUUACAAUUUCUAAUAAAGGAAUAAUAUGCCAACAGUU